Diospyros lotus (date-plum) is the source of this 3241-nucleotide messenger RNA. Its product is annotated as UTP--glucose-1-phosphate uridylyltransferase 3, chloroplastic. NCBI's taxonomy places the organism in Eukaryota, Viridiplantae, Streptophyta, Magnoliopsida, Ericales, Ebenaceae. Gene Ontology annotation, biological process: UDP-N-acetylglucosamine biosynthetic process. The record is from RefSeq and is a predicted model, not a curated record. Bases 254 to 2842 code for a protein of 862 amino acids. Gene Ontology annotation, molecular function: UDP-N-acetylglucosamine diphosphorylase activity. The transcript is spliced from 17 exons.
CCACAAGACUGCAACGAGCAUAAAGAACUCCGACAGCAAGAAGAGAUGGGAGAGAGGGGUCGAGCAACCAAUCGAAAACGUUGACAAGAGAUGAGGAUUGACGACGACACCCUCCCCAGGCGCUAGCAGACACACAACACACUUCGUAUAUGCUUCGGGAAUCUCGCGUUAUUCUUCUUCUUCUUCUUCUUCUUCUUUCUGAACUUUGUUUUUUGUUCAUGAAGCUCUCUGAGAAAGAGUCGCUCUAACAACUAUGGCCGUUGUUCCUCAAAAUGCCCUUCUUCUCUUAACCAAUAAAGACAAAACCUCCUCCUCGUCUCCUAGCUUCGUCUUCAACCUUCACUCCCACAGCUCCCUCCUCUUUCACUCUGUAAAGCCUUCAACCUCUCUUUCUUCUUCUUCCCCGUCGUGUUGCCGAAUCCCCCGCGUCUCCACCGCCCCUGUCGAGUACGCGCCGCCAGCGCCGGACUUCGAUUUUCACCAAGAAAUUGCACGCCUCCGUGCUCUCUGCUCCAGGCUUGCCAAUUCCAGAGGCUUAAACGAUAAACUUCGAGUUAUCGACUCUGAUUCCAGAGUCCAGCGAUUUUUCGGCGCGCAUAAGAAUGGAGUUUCUAGGGUUUUCGAGUCUCUAAACAGGGAUAAAUACGAGUUGUUUCUGCUCAAAUGUGUGGUCGCCGCGGGACAGGAGCAUGUGUUGGGUUCCGUUUCCGAGGUGAUCGACGGUGAGUUUGAGUCUGCCAGAGGCUCAUUGAAGCGCGCUCUCCAUUCUUUGGUUGAAAUGAUUGAGAAGUUGGAUGUGAGGGGCGGUGGGGGAUGGAAGAAGGCUGAUGAGAGUUUGAAGGGCGAGGAAGAAGAGGUUAAGACCUUGAGAACAUUGCUGAAGACACUGCGAGAGAUGGAGCACUUCUAUGACUGCAUUGGUGGAAUCAUUGGAUAUCAGAAAACAGUGCUAGAGCUUCUUGCUGAAGCAAUGACACAUGAGGGAAAAAUGACCCAGGGCAUCAAUAAAUCAAUGGGAUUCCAAUUCAUGGAAAUUCAUCCUCCGAGUGUACUUGACCUUUCAAAAGAUACAGAGUACGCAUCCCAAGCAGCUAUCUGGGGAGUUGAGGGUUUGCCAGACCUAGGUGAGAUUUAUCCUCUUGGAGGUUCUGCAGACAGGCUUGGUUUGGUAGACCCUGAGACAGGUGAAUGUCUCCCUGCUGCAAUGCUUCCUUUUUGUGGACGAACAUUAUUGGAAGGGUUGAUAAGAGAUCUUCAGGCUAGAGAGUUUUUGUAUUUCAAGUUGUAUGGAAUUCAAUGCAUCACCCCUGUUGCAAUGAUGACGAGUUCUGCAAAGAGGAACCAUGAACGCAUCACAUCACUUUGCAAAACACUUCAGUGGUUUGGAAGAGGUCGAUCACAGUUUCACCUCUUUGAACAGCCUCUUGUUCCAACUGUCAGUGCAGAAGAUGGCCAAUGGCUUGUCACCAGAAAAUUCAUGCCUUUAUGCAAGCCCAGUGGUCAUGGUGCAAUAUGGAAACUUGCACAUGAUAAAGGUGUUUUUGAAUGGUUUUAUGAACAUGGCAGAAAAGGUGCAACUGUCAGACAAGUCAGUAAUGUUGUGGCUGCUACAGAUUUUACACUUCUGGCACUGGCGGGUAUUGGUCUGCAUUAUGGGAAGAAAUUGGGGUUUGCUUCUUGUAAGCGGAACUUGGGUGCUACAGAAGGAAUAAACGUUUUAAUUGAGAGAAAGAAUCCAGAUGGGAUGUGGGAAUAUGGUUUGUCAUGCAUUGAGUAUACCGAGUUUGAGAAGUUAGGGAUCACCAAUAGCUUGCAGGCAAGGUUCCCUGCCAAUACGAACAUUCUGUAUGUGGAUUUGCCUUCUGCUGAGCUUAUUGGCUCUCACAAUGAUGAAACCAGUUUGCCAGGCAUGGUGCUCAAUGUAAAGAAGAAAAUUACAUAUAUGGAUCAGUUUGGAUUCCGGCAUUGUGUUUCUGGUGGACGGCUGGAAUGCACAAUGCAAAACAUAGCUGACAACUUCUUCAGUUUAUAUUCAUCUCCGUGUUUCAAAGGUGUUGAAGAACAUGUGUUGGAUACCUUUAUUGUGCAUAAUGAACGGAGAAAGGUUACGUCUUCUGCUAAGAAGAAAAGAAGACACAGUGACAAGUCUUUACAACAGACUCCAGAUGGUGCAGUAUUGGAUAUAAUGCGCAAUGCUUAUGACCUUCUGUGCCACUGUGGUAUAAAGAUUCCGAAGAUUGAAGAUAAUGACAAGUAUGCUGAUUCUGGACCCCCGUUUCUGAUCUUCCUUCAUCCUGCUUUGGGCCCACUUUGGGAAGUCACCAGGCAAAAAUUUCAUGGAGGUUCCAUUUCUGAGCAUUCUGAGUUACAGUUAGAGGUUGCUGAGUUCUUGUGGAGAGAAGUUCAGUUAGAUGGAAGUUUGAUAGUUUUGGCUGAAAAUAUCCUGGGCUCAAUGAACCCUGCUGAAAAUGGUGAACCCAUACUACAGUAUGGGUACAGGUGUGGAAGAUGCAAGUUACAAAAUGUCAAAGUACGCAAUGAGGGAAUUGAUUGGAGUUCAGAAGAGAAUAUAUACUGGAGGCAUCAGGUGCAUAGACUUGAGGCACUAAAGAUUGUACUGCAUGGAAAUGCUGAAUUUGAAGCCACUGAUGUAGUCAUACAGGGUAAUCACAUAUUUGAAGUUCCAAAUGGCUACAAAAUGAAGAUCACAUCAGGAAAAACAGGUUUAGCAGUCCAGUUAAACCCUAUUGAAGAAAAUUUGAUGAAUAGUGGAAGCUGGUUCUGGAACUACUUAAUAAAGGGCACACAAAUUGUCUUGGAAUUUAUGGAGUUACAAGACUAACUAGAUCCCCGAUGUUAUGUGAACCAUGGUUCUCAAAUGAGUCGGGAGCUCGCUGCCAGAUUGGUGAUCUCUUCUUGGUUGAACAGAAGUUGAACCUUACCUACACCGGAUAUUUCUGUGCAAUAAUAUCUUAGUGUGAGACAGUAAGAUUGACAGGUUAUCAGCUGUAAUUUGUGUAAGUUAGAUGUGUGUUAGAGCUCAAGUAAUAGGUGUAUUCCAAUUCUCCUUUGGUAUGCCCCACUUCAUGUAAAAUUGAUGAUGUCCCACUUCAACAUGUAGAUAGCAAAUUUUCUUUCAGCUUCAAUAAGUUGUCUAUUCUUUGUUGUAAUUUACCAUUUCUGCAUCUGCACCUUAUCAUUAUCAAAAUAACUGGAGUAAAGCUAUUCUGCUUUCAGAACA